CAUUUGGAACGUGCAAGCCUGUUGUUUAAACUUCGUGUCUUCGUCUUUUUCCGUGCAUCUCCGUAAAGCGAGUUGUUGCGCGUCCGUCUGAGUGGGGGGCAGGGGGGCUCCGAGCGAUGAUUGACAAUAAUGGCGACUCGUCGAUUCUGAGUUGACUCUAGGGGGUGAGAACCAUCUCUGGCCGACAAAAGGGAGCAUCAGGUGAAUGUUCCACGUCGCACACGAUAGAAAAACACCCUAAACGAGGACAUUCGCCCCAGCGGCUAAGACUGGGCUUCGGCAAAUAGGGGUUUGUCUUGCUAGCUUCUAGUUAGCUCGCUACCUUGCUAAGUUGAAGGGGUUAGCAUUGUUAAGUGUACGGCUCCGGGAAGAGGCGCAGUCAGCUUGCACAAACCUGGCUGAGCAAACAAUGUCGCUACUUCACAAGCUUUUCGUCUCAAUAUGUGAAUGAAGCGUGUGCUUGUCAAAGAAGACCCGUCCUCCGUCUGGCAGUGUGGCUAGAGGGCUAGCUUCGCUGGCUGGUGUUUCGACUCUGUUCGGACUUGCUCGGGCUUUGCAUUCGGAACCUGCUCGCUGCUAGCCUGCUAGCUAGCUCACUUGGGCUAGCUUGCUAAGAUUAAUUAAAACAUUUGCAGGAGCAUAGCGAUCUUUUGUCUUCUUCGUCAAUGACCACCGGCAGGAACAACCGAGCCAUGAUGGAAGGAGUGGGAGCCAGAGUGGUCCGCGGACCCGACUGGAAGUGGGGCAAGCAGGACGGCGGAGAGGGACAUGUUGGCACCGUCAGGAGUUUUGAAAGUCCCGAGGAGGUGGUGGUUGUCUGGGAUAAUGGAACGGCUGCAAACUACCGCUGCUCUGGAGCUUACGACGUGAGGAUAUUAGACAGUGCUCCGACAGGCAUCAAACAUGAUGGAACAAUGUGUGACACCUGCCGUCAACAGCCUAUCAUCGGCAUUCGCUGGAAAUGUGCAGAGUGCACCAAUUACGACCUCUGCACAACCUGUUACCAUGGAGACAAACAUCACCUGAGACACCGCUUCUACAGGAUCACCACCCCGGGCAGCGAGAGAGUGCUUCUGGAGUCAAGGCGCAAGUCAAAGAAAAUCACCGCCAGAGGGAUCUUCACUGGUGGCCGGGUGGUGCGAGGCGUGGACUGGCAGUGGGAAGACCAGGAUGGAGGCAACGGAAGGAGAGGAAAGGUGACCGAGAUACAGGACUGGAGUGCAGCCAGCCCCCACAGCGCCGCCUACGUUCUCUGGGACAAUGGGGCCAAGAACCUGUACCGGGUUGGCUUUGAAGGAAUGUCGGAUCUGAAAUGCGUUCAGGAUGCUAAAGGAGGGUCCUUUUACAGAGACCACUGUCCUGUGUUAGGUGAGCAGAAUGGCAACAGAAACCCCGGUGGUCUUCAGAUUGGAGACCUGGUCAAUAUUGAUUUGGACCUCGAAAUCGUCCAGUCUCUCCAGCACGGCCACGGGGGAUGGACUGACGGCAUGUUCGAGACUCUUACCACCACGGGCACAGUGUGUGGCAUAGAUGAAGAUCACGACAUUGUGGUUCAGUAUCCUAGUGGGAACAGGUGGACCUUCAACCCCGCCGUGCUGACCAAAGCCAACGUGGUGCGCAGUGGUGAAGUGGCUGCUGGGGCGGAGGGAGGCAGUUCUCAGUUUCUGGUGGGCGACCUCGUUCAGAUUUGUUAUGACAUUGACCGCAUCAAGCUGCUACAAAGAGGCCACGGAGAGUGGGCAGAGGCUAUGCUGCCAACUCUUGGGAAGGUGGGCCGCGUGCAGCAGAUUUAUUCUGACAGUGACCUGAAGGUUGAGGUUUGCGGGACAUCGUGGACGUACAAUCCCGCCGCCGUCACCAAGAUUGCUCCCUCUGGGUCCGCUGUUAGCAACGCUUCGGGAGAACGUCUUUCUCAGUUGCUGAAGAAGCUGUUUGAGACACAGGAGUCCGGUGACAUCAACGAGGAACUCGUCAAGGCUGCAGCCAACGGAGAUCUGGCCAAGGUGGAGGACAUUUUAAAGAGACCUGAUGUUGACGUGAACGGGCAGUGUGCUGGACACACGGCUAUGCAGGCGGCUAGUCAGAACGGCCACGUGGACGUCCUGAAACUGCUGCUCAAGCACAAUGUUGAUCUGGAGGCCGAGGACAAAGAUGGUGAUCGGGCCGUGCAUCACGCAGCCUUCGGAGAUGAGGGCUCUGUCAUUGAGGUACUGCAACGUGGCGGCGCUGACCUCAACGCCAGGAACAAGCGCAGGCAGACUCCGUUACACAUAGCUGUCAACAAGGGCCACUUGCAGGUGGUGAAAACCCUGCUGGACUUUGGCUGUCACCCCAGCCUCCAGGAUUCAGAGGGGGACACACCCCUGCACGACGCCAUCAGCAAGAAGAGGGAUGACAUGCUGUCAGUGCUGCUGGAGGCGGGCGCCGAUGUCACCAUCACCAACAAUAACGGCUUCAACGCCUUGCACCACGCGGCUUUGCGAGGAAACCCCAGUGCAAUGCGUGUGUUACUCUCCAAACUGCCGAGGCCUUGGAUUGUAGAUGAGAAAAAGGACGACGGCUACACCGCACUGCACCUGGCUGCCCUUAACAACCAUGUGGAGGUUGCGGAGCUGUUAGUCCAUCAGGGCAAUGCCAGCUUAGACAUCCAGAACGUCAACCAGCAGACAGCCUUACACCUGGCAGUGGAGCGUCAGCACACUCAGAUUGUCAGACUGCUGGUCCGAGCCGAAGCUAAGCUUGAAGUGCAGGACAAGGACGGGGACACGCCGCUUCACGAGGCGCUGCGACACCACACACUUUCCCAGUUGCGGCAGCUCCAGGACAUGCAGGAUGUCACCAAAGUGGAGCCCUGGGAGCCCUCAAAGAACACGUUAAUCAUGGGCUUAGGCACCCAGGGGGCGGAGAAGAAGAGCGCAGCAUCCAUCGCUUGCUUCCUGGCCGCCAACGGAGCCGACUUGACCAUUCGAAACAAGAAGGGCCAGUCCCCUCUGGAUCUGUGUCCUGACCCCAGCCUCUGCAAGGCGCUGGCCAAAUGCCACAAAGAGAAGAGCAGCGGCCCGGUGGGCACACGCAGCCCAUCUCUGAACAGCAACAUGGAGUCGUUGGAGGAGUGUAUGGUGUGCUCCGACUUGAAGAGAGACACUCUCUUCGGGCCAUGUGGCCAUAUCGCCACAUGCUCCCUAUGCUCUCCACGUGUCAAGAAGUGUCUUAUCUGCAAAGAUCAGGUCCAAUCACGGACCAAGAUCGAGGAGUGUGUCGUGUGCUCCGACAAAAAGGCGGCCGUGUUGUUCCAGCCCUGCGGCCACAUGUGCGCUUGUGAGAACUGUGCCAGCCUCAUGAAGAAGUGCGUACAGUGCCGGGCUGUGGUGGAACGCCGCACCCCCUUCGUGCUUUGUUGCGGAGGGAAAGGUAUGGAGGAUGAUGCCGCUGAUGAUGAUGAUGAUGAUGAUGAUGAUGAUGAUGACCUUACAGGGAGCUCUAACUCUAUGGCAGGGGGAUCGCAGGAUCUUCUCCAGCCCAACAAUCUGGCACUAAGUUGGUCUAGCAACAACAUCCCGGCCCUGCAGAGAGACAAAGACAACACCAACGUCAAUGCAGAUGUCCAGAAGCUCCAGCAGCAGCUGCAGGACAUCAAGGAACAGACCAUGUGUCCAGUGUGCCUGGAUCGGCUCAAGAACAUGAUCUUUAUGUGCGGUCACGGCACCUGCCAGCUGUGCGGCGACCGAAUGAGCGAGUGUCCCAUCUGCCGCAAGGCAAUCGAGCGCCGCAUCCUUCUCUAUUAGACUUGUGUCACCUCAUCUUUUUUGCGACAUAACACCAACCUCUUGUCGGCCACCAAAGCGCAUCCCUUAAUGUCUUACUCUGUUACACAACAUGGAGAAACAUGGACUUUUUAUCAAAAUGCUUCAUGGACGUCCCCUCGUCUUUUUUUCUUAUUUUGCACCAUCAUCCUUCUUGUGAUGUUUGGAAGCUCUCUGUUGUAGGAGCUUCUCGACAGAUUAACUUAAAGGGCACAUCUCUUGAAUCUCACUCAGAACUGACCGAGCAAGAGGAUACGAAAAGGAGGAGGUUGAUUGCUCCGUCUUUGUUGUAUCUUGGGUCUACUUUUAUUAUUGAUUAUUCAUCCUUAAUACAAGUGUCGGAAGCAUCCAAGUGUGGAUUGUUUUAAAGUGGUUUUCAUAACAGUAUGGCAACUUUAAAGGUUCCCUGUGAGUGUUUUUUUAGAGCGUAAUGUCCUGAUUCGCUCAAGACGUCAGCACAACUGUAUCGGAGGAAGAGAAGCUGGCUGAACAGCAACACAGCAGGUCCACUCCAGACAGGUAGCACAUCACAGUCGUACCAGCGCCGCCAAACUAGCAUCCAAACACACACGUUUUCAGUCUUUGUUGCACACAUUUAUACUUUUCAGAUUUCAAUCGGUAUUGUCCAGCAUUAUUGUACAAUAGUCUGUUGCUGCUGUGCCGUUUGCUUCCAAAAAUCUUGCCCGGGGGAAGGGGGGAGAAAAGGUGCUCUUUGUCUUGUAUUUUUUUGUUAAUUUAAGUGUAUUACCGCUCAAAAAUCAGCAAUUAUUAACAUAAAGAGUACAAUCUAUCAACGCUUAGAUUGGGACUGUAGAUAAAUGAUUUUGCAUUGCUCCCCACCCAAAAAAAGGAUUUGUAGGUGUGACUGCCUUCCUAACAUGUAGCCUCAAAGUCAGCUUUGAUAUUGAUCUGGACACACAGUUUUUCUGUUUUGUUUUGGGUUUGUUUUUUUUUUUUUUUGCUAAA
Molecule: messenger RNA, 4769 nt
Organism: Dunckerocampus dactyliophorus (ringed pipefish)
Lineage: Eukaryota; Metazoa; Chordata; Actinopteri; Syngnathiformes; Syngnathidae
Gene: mib1
Product: MIB E3 ubiquitin protein ligase 1
Exons: 22
Coding region: 666-3785 (1039 amino acids)
Biological process (GO): protein ubiquitination
Cellular component (GO): cytoplasm
Molecular function (GO): zinc ion binding; protein binding; ubiquitin-protein transferase activity
Source: RefSeq, a predicted model, not a curated record